CAAUGCAUUAAUAAAAGCUCUACCCAGAAGUGGAGAAGCAAUGGCAUGUAUAUUUUAUGUAAACUGGACAUGGAGAGUACAAAGAAGUGCAAACCAUCAGACUGGAUGAAAACUCAAAUGAAUAGUUUAUUUUCAGAUGAUAGAGGUUGUAUCACAGAUGCAACUGAUGAGGAACAAGAUGACUUACCAUACGAUGGAGAUGCAGGAGUAAACUGUAAAUACAAUGAUGAUUCAGGUAAUUUGAAUGACUGUACUUGUACAAGAGAGAUUUCUGGUAUUUUAAACUUAGUCUGUUCUGAAGAUAACAAAAACAUAAAAACAGCAGCAAAUUACAAAACUCAUUCACAACCUGAAGAAUUCUCCAGUCACCACUGCAGAGGUGCCGUAGGAACAAUGGGAAUUUCAGCUGAAAUGCCUGGAAGUCAAGCUCCCUUUAAGAAAGAACUACCUAUUAGUAGUUAUAGUAAAGCAGAUAGCAAAGAACAUCUAACUCACUCAAAAAUGUCCAAUGUCCUCCUGCGUCAUUUUUCUAAAGGAGAGUUAACAAGCACAUAUCGGUUAAUUGAAUGCGAGACAAUACCAGAGACAUCUCUUACGGAAAGUAUCAAUGACACCGUAAGCAAACCUGAGCCUUCAGAACAUGUCAAAGGCCUUUUGGCACAUGAACAGUGGGCAACUAACUCUGCAGAAUAUCACUUGGAAAAGCACGAGGAAGUAAAUAGUGGUGAUAAAAAUAAAAAUUUGCUCAAUGAGAACAGACCUGUUUCAAAGAAACCUAUUUCUUCUACUGCUAAGUGUGGGUACAAGCAAGAAAAUUUACAAUUAAUUAAUGAGAACAAUACCACACACAUAUUUCAGAACAUGAAAGAAGAGAGCACCCUGUUUAAGAGAACAGUUUCACCUCAUCAGCUCAAAUGUGAGCAAGGUCAAGCUCACUACUGCCUUCCUGACUUCUUCCAAGUUCCUUCAGAAGUUAAAGUACCAACAAGGAGUGACAACAUUAACUCAGUUCCAACAACUGAAACAGCAAAAUCCUUCCCUAUUUCACUAUGUAAACCAGUAACUGUGAAAGUUAUAGAAAAUAAGAACUAUUUCAAUUCUGCUGCAGUGGGGAAUAGUGAAGAAUCAGGCAUUCCAGAAUGGCUGCAACAGCUGGAGAUGCUGACACAGCACCUUGACACCCAAAAUCAUAUCGACCAUCUGAGAGUGAAUCCUAAGGUACUUACUCAGUCAGAUUGUCCAAAUGCUAGCAUUGCUGUUUACUCAGGAGACACUGGAAUGCCCUCUGAAGUCUUUACAUUACAUGCUCCAAUCCCUAUACAAUCUACACAUGGUUUGUCUCAAGCAAGAUUACAGUAUGGAACUACAGCAUCAGCAUUACCAGCAGUUGGGACAGUAGAAGCAUACUGUCCAAAUCCUUCUAAUUUACUGCCAGAACUAACACUAGGAGAAAAGAUGACUCAAAUACUAAAGGAUCAGACAGAUGAAGUGAUAAAGAAAGUGGAAGACUUCUCUAAGCAUAUGACCCAAGAGACAUUACUUUUACAAGACAACCGUCUGGCAUUAAAUCAAUUGAAAAGAUACCUUGAUGCCUUGGAAAGGAAUUACUUAACAGCUAGAGAAGAGCACCAUAAUUUGCAGCUGCAGAACUACAAGGACAAGUCUAUCAACGUUGGAGAGUUUGAUCCUGAAAGAAAGUUGGAAGGGGAAAUAUUUAGACUUGGCAUGCUGCUUGAAGACAUCCAAGAACAAACUGAUGACAGCAAAUGCAACUCGUCUUCUUUGCUUACUUCCGAUGAAUUUGCCCAUUCACCAUAUUCCCUUUGUGAGAGCUCAGUAGUUUCAAGCACUGCUGAUCCCCCAGAAAGAAGCAGCAUUGAAAACUUAUUUCUUUCCAACAAUGAGGGAAAAAAAAGUCAGACAAUUGAUGUAAUCCCACAGACAAAUCAGUUUUCUUCAGAAGGUGACAAGUGUAAUCUCUGCCUUCACACGUUACAAAAGAGAGGUGAAUCAGCUUCCAGAAGACAAAGAGAGCCUCUGAGAAAAGGUCUGCUAGCAAAUAAGCAUUCUUCCAAUGUAAUGAGAUGCCUUUCACCUGAGCAGAAAUAUCCUGCUGAGGGCCUUGCAUGCCACAGUCAGGAUACAUCAAGUAAAAAAUUUAAUGCUGAUGAAGAUUCAAGUAUGAAUGGAAACACAAACAUACAGGAAAAGAAAAUCGGAACUUGUUCACUCUUCAUGCAGAGAAAACCAACUGAUUUAUCAGACAGCAACCUGAGCAGCAAUUCAGAAGACAUCUCUGCCUACAAUUCCUAUAAUGAUUCACCAAACAAGGAACUUAUGAAUUGUGAAAAUGGAAGAUACAAAACAUUCAAGAAAAGGUCAUACGGAGAGAGAAGAGCUUAUUCACAGCAAAGACUUUCCUCUCAAAAGGCUCAAAAAAAUAAACAGCCACGUGAACUUGUAAACAGACUUUCUGCAAGGCAAAACUCAGAGGCUGCCAAAACCUGCUAUUCAAGCACAUAUGAUAAAAUUAUUCUUUCAUAUCACUGCUUACCCAGCAAGAAGUCUGGCCAAACCAAAUCUGCAAUCAACAUCAGAUACAGAAAUGCUAAUGAGUCCAAUGCAAAUCAGAUUUUACAUUCUGCUCUGGAUCAUGCCAUACAGACAGCAAACAUUUUGAAGAAAGCUACCGAACGAAUGGUACAAGCAGUUUCAGAAGAUCUGGCUAAAGUUAAAAGGAAGCAGCUUUAAUUACCCAGUUUCAAAUGCUGUAUUGUUUUGCUGGUUGAUACUGAAGCAUCAGUAUCUCUACAAAUAUGAAAUAAUAAAUACAAAGAUCAGAAAGUCAGCUUUGUUAGUUGUUCUGUAGCUAUCAGUACUAAACCAAACUAGAGCUUAUUGGUAUUACGUAUGUUCACACUCGGUCU
This is a messenger RNA of Pezoporus flaviventris, 2927 nucleotides long. It is a transcript of the gene AKNAD1, whose product is annotated as AKNA domain containing 1. The coding region runs from base 46 to 2751 and encodes 901 amino acids. NCBI's taxonomy places the organism in Eukaryota, Metazoa, Chordata, Aves, Psittaciformes, Psittacidae. The transcript is spliced from 15 exons. The record is from RefSeq and is a predicted model, not a curated record.